Lottia gigantea (owl limpet) is the source of this 2109-nucleotide messenger RNA. RefSeq lists its product as hypothetical. Gene Ontology annotation, molecular function: metal ion binding; phosphatase activity. The transcript is spliced from 14 exons. The record is from RefSeq and is a predicted model, not a curated record. Lineage: Eukaryota; Metazoa; Mollusca; Gastropoda; Lottiidae. Bases 1 to 2109 code for a protein of 702 amino acids. Gene Ontology annotation, biological process: dephosphorylation.
AUGAUAUGUUAUAUUGUGUAUUUUCAGGUAGAGAAUGUCAAGUUAUUAGACAGAUUCAACAUUAGAAAACCCUGUACAGGUACCUUAUAUCUCACCACUACACAUCUUAUAUUUAUUGAUAAUGAUGGCAAGAAAGAGUGUUGGAUCCUUCAUUCCCAUAUGUCUAGUGUUGAAAAACUGGCAAUCACUACGGCAGGAUGUCCUAUACAAAUACGAUGUAAAAAUUUCAUGAAUAUCACCUUCCUGAUACACAGAGAACGAGACAGCCAUGAUAUUUAUACAUCAUUAAUGGAAUUGUCAAAACCAGAUGAUAUUGAAAAUCUCUAUGCAUUCCAAUUUUCUACACAAGACAGUAUGCCAAAAUCAUUUGGUUGGAGCCAUUUUGAUCUACAAUCUGAAUAUUUAAGAAUGGGUGCUCCCAAUAAAAAUUGGGUCAUGUCCAAUCUUAACCUAGAAUAUGAGUUAUGUGAUACAUAUUCUAAGUAUAUAUUUGUACCAGCAGUAGCAUCAACACCUGUAAUAAUGGGUAGUUCUAAAUUUAGAAGUCGUGGCCGGUUACCAGCUCUUUCAUACUUACACAGAGAAAAUCAGGCGUCUAUAUCAAGAUGUAGUCAACCACUAUCAGGUUUCAGUGCUAGGUGUGUGGAAGAUGAACAAAUGUUACAAGCUGUAUUAAAGUCUAACCCUAAUUCAAAAUAUAUGUUCGUUGUUGACACUCGACCAAAGAUCAAUGCAAUGGCUAAUAAAGCAGCAGGAAAAGGCUAUGAAAAUGAGAACUUCUACUCUAAUAUAAAGUUCCAGUUUUUAGGAAUUGAAAAUAUACAUGUUAUGAGAGGUAGUCUACAGAAAUUAUUAGAAGUUUGUGAAUUAAAGUCACCAUCAAUGAAUUCCUUUUUAACUGGAUUAGAAAACAGUAACUGGUUAAAACAUAUAAAGGCUGUAGUUGAUACUUCUGCAUUUAUAGCCACUGCUGUACAGGAAGGUAUCAAUGUAUUAGUUCAUUGUUCUGAUGGAUGGGACAGAACAGCACAAACUUGUUCUCUAGCAUCUUUAAUGUUAGAUCCUUAUUAUAGAACUAUACAGGGCUUUCAGGCAUUAAUAGAGAAAGAAUGGUUAGCAUUUGGUCAUAAAUUUACAGAUAGAUGUGGUUUUUUAAGCACUGUAGAUAGUAAAGAAAAUUCUCCAGUUUUCACCCAGUUUUUGGAGUCAGUGUGGCAGAUUUCUCAACAGUUUCCCUGUGCUUUUCAAUUUAAUGAGAGAUUUUUAAUAGCCAUACAUGAUCAUGUUUAUUCUUGUCAAUUUGGAACAUUUAUUGGUAAUUGUGAGAAAGAUAGAAUAGAUUUAAGACUGUCAGAAAGAACCUACUCACUAUGGGGAUAUGUAGCUCAACAUAUCAAUGAAUUUAGUAAUCCACUAUUUAAAAAGGAAUAUGAACUGACACAUUCUAUAUUAAUACCAAAUACUAGUCCACAAUGUUUCAAAUUUUGGAGAGGUUUAUAUAAUAGAUUUGAGAAUGGAAUACAUCCCCGUGAACCAGUGAUGGAUAUAUUAUCAGCUAAUAAAGAUCAUAGUAACUCACUAGAGGAUCAUGUAGCUUUAUUAGAAAAGAGAGUGACACAAAUAUGUAAAUUAUUAGGAAAAUCUGAUGAUAUAAUACAACGGAAGCUUCAAGGAUUUUUAUCUGUUGAUUCAUUAGAUGGUAUUUUAGCUGACCAUGUUGAUAACAAUGCUCUUCCACAAAAAUUUCUUCGUAGUUCUCUAAUGUCAAGGUCGAAUGUAGAAGAAAGAGAUGCUACGUUAGAAAGUAGUCUGAUUCUAGGAUCUCCCAGUACUGACUUACUAACCAUUGAUCAACUGGUCUCUGAGUUAAAAACAGUAGCUAUUGAUUGGAGAUCAUUCCGUAGAGUUUAUAAUUGUACCUGUGCUGCUCCUUUUGAUCAUUAUGUGAAAAAGUUCCACUGUUGGAAAUGUGGUGAAAUAUUUUGUGGUCGUUGUAUAACUAAAAACAUUCCAUUACCUGGUCAUUAUUCUCGACGUCCAGUACCUGUUUGUAAACCAUGUUAUCUUCAAGUUCGUAGUUCACCAAGUCCUGAAUUACCUACAUCAUAG